Molecule: messenger RNA, 546 nt
Organism: Indicator indicator
Lineage: Eukaryota; Metazoa; Chordata; Aves; Piciformes; Indicatoridae
Gene: GGCT
Product: gamma-glutamylcyclotransferase
Exons: 4
Coding region: 1-546 (181 amino acids)
Molecular function (GO): gamma-glutamylcyclotransferase activity
Source: RefSeq, a predicted model, not a curated record
AUGGAGCCGGCGAGCGGUUGUUUUUUGUACUACGCGUACGGCAGCAACCUGCUGCGGGAGCGGCUCCUGCUGAACAAUCCCUCGGCGGUGCUUGGCGCCGUAGCGCGCCUGCAGGAUUAUAAACUUGAAUUUGGCCAUCAUCAAGGCAGGACAAGCUCUGUCUGGCAUGGAGGUACAGCUACCAUUGUUCAGAGCCCUGGAGACGAAGUAUGGGGAAUAGUGUGGAAAAUGAACACUAGCAAUUUAAGUUCGCUGGAUAAGCAAGAGGGAGUUGAAGGUGGCAUUUAUGUCCCAAUAGAAGUCAAUGUUCACACUCAAGAAGGAAAGGUACUCACCUGUCGAAGCUACCAGAUGAAGGACUAUGUCUGUGGGCCCCCUUCUCCUCAGUACAAAAAGGUUAUCUGCAUGGGUGCAAAACAGAAUGGCUUGCCAACUGACUAUCAGAAGAAAUUAGAAGCUAUUGAAACUAAUAACUAUGCAGGGCCAGUGCCAAUAAUGGAAGAGAUUGAAGCUGCUAUUAAAGCAAAGAAAAUAAAUUCUGCAUAG